CAAAUUAAUAAACAAAGAGAAGAAGGAAGCGAAACAAAGAGAAGGAAAGGCUCCUCUCACCUAUUCAUCUCCUCUCCUUUUCUCCUACCAUUUAAUUUUGAUUACCCAGUGGAGUCUUCCCUUCCAUUGGAUUUGCCCACUCUCGCCAUCCAACCCUGCAAAAUUCCUCCUUUUUGCCUCUCCAUUCCUCCACUCGCUCUCUCUCCAGUCUCCACCUCUUUCCUCUUGCUUUCCUCCUUUCGUCUCCCUCUUCCCGUGGUCUGCUUGGACUCGAAACGAGAAUUCUACAGUUUUUUGUUGAAAAGAGGGCUGUUCUUGCUACUUUGUUUUGUGCCCUUUGGGACUGUUCGAACAUAGCAAAGUUAAAAAAAAAAAAAAAAAAUUCUUCCAUUUUAUGGCAAUUUUGCACAUAAAAAAAAAUUAGAUCUUUAAUUUUAUUUUUGCGACUUGUUUGUUUUACGUUGAUUUCUAUUGGGAUUAUUAGAAGGGGAAGAGGGAAGGAUUGGUACAAAUGGUAAAGGAAGGACCUUGCCGUCAUUGUGGAGUUACAAGUACCCCUCUUUGGCGAAACGGACCACCUGAAAAGCCAAUUUUAUGCAAUGCAUGCGGUUCCAGGUGGAGAACCAAGGGUUCAUUGACAAACUAUGUCCCAUUGCAUGCUCGAGAAGCGUUCAAUGUAAGUGAAGUAAAAGUCCCCUCCAAAAUAACUGUAUUCUUCAAAGAGAAGAAGCUGCAAAAGAAAAAGGAAAGCAAUUAUAUUUUGGAAGGAGAUCGCGAAGUGCAGUAUCCUGACCAGUAUUGUCACAAGUUUGCCGAGGGAGAUACAAGCAAUCGAUCUAGUUCUGGGUCAGCCAUUUCGGGUUCUGAUAGUUGUGUAAAUUUUGGCAUAAAUGAUGCAAGUGAAAUUACAGGCUCAGUGCAGUCAAAUAUAUGGGACUCACUAAUGCCUUCUAAGAAGAGGACAUUUUUGCCUCGCCCAAAGUCUUCUUCCAUCGAAAAACUUACGAAGGACCUACAUUCCAUAUUGCAUGAAGAACAAGCCUCAAACAUGUCCAGAACCACAGAAGAAGACAAUUUGCUUUAUGAAAGUGGAACUCCAUUUGAUUCUUCUGAGAUUGGCUAUGGAGGCAUACUGAUUAAACAUCCAUAUGCAAAAUCUGUCGAGGAAGAAUCAGAAGCUAGCUCAUUUUCAGUAGAUAAACUUAAAACUAUAAAAGAAGGUUAUUCAAGCUCAACAUCGUUUCCUGUAAAUAGUGAGGACAAAGGAGCCAGUUGUACUAAAUCAGGGAUGGACACAAUGAAGUCAACCUCACAAGUAUCCCGACAUACCGACAACAGGGACACAAUUUCUCAUGAACAAAUAAUCAUGUUACAAGAUAGAGAAUCUCCCUUGGGUUAUGCAGAUUUAAGUGCUAUUUUUAACUUCGAGGGUUUCACUAAAUAUCUGACAUACGAGGAACAACAUAGAUUGAUGAAAUAUCUACCAUGUAUCGACACUACUAAACCUCCUGAAAGCCUCAAAACAAUGUUCUCAAGUUCCCAAUUUUUGGAGACAUUUUCUCACUUCCAGCUUCUGCUUCGGGAAGGAGUUUUCGAUCUCUCAUUGCCCAAAACAAAUGUUGAAGAGUGCAAAACUUUAAGGAGGCUCGUAUUACGAAACUGCAGAAGGUUUGAAUGGUUACGACUCUACCAAAAAUUGAAGGAUGCAUCCUCUAAGAUCAGAGAAGGAGAUGGAACACUGACCAAACUUACAUUUCCUCGAGUUUACAAUUUCACAUCCCUGAAACGACAGAGGGACAAGCAAAAUCUUAACUCUUCAGAUAUCAAAAAUCUUGUGAAAAGUGCUAAAAGGGCAUGCAAGCCUGAGCUGAUGAAUCAUCAUCCUUCAGUAUCUGCAAAUCAGCUGGAAUCUAGUGCAGUUUCAAAAGUAACCGACGAUGUGAAUGAGUUUCUCGACCAUGAGGAUUGUUGCUUCAGUCCGAGAAGCUUUUUUACUUCUCUUCCGGAUAGUAACUACACGAUGUUCAUAGCCGAUAGCACUGAAGAUGACUUGCUUCUCGAUGUGCCCCCCGGCAUAUCAUUUCCUGAAGCACAACUCUUGUGCCAUCCUCAGGAACAGAAGGCGAGCCUAAAUGGUUUGCCUAGAGACAUUGGAGUUGAAGAUCGCGAUCGGCCAUCUUCGAGUUUCAGUAAUAGAUAAUCAUCAAGGGUCUGAUAACAGAAAGGACUGCAGCCAAGUAGUUGAGAGAUCGAUCGAUCUACUUAUUUCAAGUAUGCUACAACACUGACGACAUUAUAUUGAAAUUAUGGACUGGCUUGGGCUGGUUUUUUGCUCUUGUAUUAUUAACCAUGACAAAAUAGUUUGUCAAACAAUUGAAAAAUAGAAUUGAAAAAUAAUAUAAAAUUGAUGCAA
Zingiber officinale is the source of this 2413-nucleotide messenger RNA. Its product is annotated as GATA transcription factor 27-like. The record is from RefSeq and is a predicted model, not a curated record. NCBI's taxonomy places the organism in Eukaryota, Viridiplantae, Streptophyta, Magnoliopsida, Zingiberales, Zingiberaceae. Gene Ontology annotation, biological process: regulation of DNA-templated transcription. Gene Ontology annotation, molecular function: sequence-specific DNA binding; zinc ion binding. The coding region runs from base 512 to 2200 and encodes 562 amino acids. The transcript has 8 exons.